ACUGCCAUGACCCCAUGCUCUGAUAUUAAUUGGCGUCUUCGUGUUCGUCCCAGUCCAAAUGAUCAACAACAACGUCAACGGUUCAAUGUCUACGCCGUCUUCCGCCUCGAAUGUUCAAUCGCAGGGUCUUAAAACAUACUUCAAGGCACCCGAGGGCCGCUACAAGCUCCAUUCAGAGAAGACUCAUCCAUCCGGCCUCCUUCCUUACGCCCAUGGCAAAUCCGUCACUCAGAUAACCCUAGCGGAGCUUAAGGAGAAGCAGGCGCAACUGCCGCAUCUUUCAAGCACGAGCUACAGCGCGAGCAGUGGAGUCAGGUAUGUUGCAUCUAAGUUUCUUGGAAGUAGCAAUGGAAGCCGAGGGAAUAGUGGUUUGGCCGGAGGAGGGAGUGCAACGAGUAAAGUUAAUGGAGGAGCGAGUAGGAGUGUGUCUCUAGCAUCUAAUGGUUCUCAUUCUGUGAUAAAUCCGAGUUUUGAUGGUAAAGGAACCUUUCUGAUAUUCAACGUAGGGGAUACAUUGUAUACCAGUGACCUUAGUUCACAGGAUAAAGACCCUAUAAAGGCGAUUCAUUUUAGUAGCUCGAAUCCUAUUUGUCAUGCUUUUGAUUCAGAAGCUAAGGAUGGUCAUGAUUUGCUGAUUGGAUUGAGCUCCGGAGAUGUCUAUUCUGUCACUUUGAGGCAGCAAUUACAGGAUGUUGGAAAGAAGCUUGUGGCAGCCCAGCACUAUAAUAAAGAUGGUUCAACCACUGUCAGGCAAGACAGAAAAUGCUUUCAAUUUCUUCUAUAUUUGCUAAUUGUUCAUGAUUAUGGUUAA
Messenger RNA from Impatiens glandulifera, 811 nucleotides. RefSeq lists its product as uncharacterized. NCBI's taxonomy places the organism in Eukaryota, Viridiplantae, Streptophyta, Magnoliopsida, Ericales, Balsaminaceae. Gene Ontology annotation, molecular function: protein binding. The transcript has 4 exons. The record is from RefSeq and is a predicted model, not a curated record. The coding region runs from base 59 to 811 and encodes 250 amino acids.